AUGAUGCCACCCCGUUUUGUCUGUACAAUCCAAGAAAGGUGCCCCCUUCCCCUGACACCCAAAGUCGAGGCAGAAUUACAGUCUAUGCUCAAGCAGAAUGUUAUUUCAUCCGUGACUGUUCCUACUGAAUGGUGCUCGGGUAUGGUUUGCGUUCCAAAACCUAAUGGGAAAGUCCGCAUCUGUGUUGAUUUAACCCAGUUAAAUAAGGCGGUUAAGCGAGAAAUACACCCAAUGCCGUCUGUGGAUGAGAGCCUUUCCAAGCUGGGCCAGGGGAAAGUUUUCAGCAAGCUUGAUGCGGACAGUGGGUUCUGGCAGGUCCCACUAGACGAACAAUCGAGACUUUUGACAACAUUUAUAACACCAUUUGGUAGAUUCUGUUUUAACAGGUUGCCAUUUGGCAUCUGCUCAGCUCCUGAGAUAUUUCAAAGGACUAUGUCUGGUAUCCUAGAAGGUCUUGAUGGAACAAUCUGUCAGAUGGAUGACGUCUUGAUUGAUGGAAAAGAUCAGGUCCAACAUGACGAAAGAGUUCGUGCAGCACUUCGACGUGUUCAGGAUGCAGGUUUGACCCUGAAUGAGAAGUGUGAGUUCAGUAAAGAGUCAAUCAAGUUCCUGGCACACGUGAUUGACGAUCUGGGCAUCCACAUUGACCCAGACAAAACGACAGCCAUUGCCAAGUUCCCAACACCUAAAAAUAUCACCGAGCUUCGACGAUUUUUAGGAAUGGUAAAUCAUGUUGGCAAGUUUGUACCGCGACUUGCAGACCUCAACGAGCCUGUGGAGAUGGGAAAUAGCCCAUCAAACAGCAUUCUUACGGAUCAAAAUAUUAGAAUUAUUGAAUAUUGA
Paramuricea clavata is the source of this 843-nucleotide messenger RNA. Lineage: Eukaryota; Metazoa; Cnidaria; Anthozoa; Malacalcyonacea; Plexauridae. The record is from the annotation of a GenBank genome assembly.